Electrophorus electricus (electric eel) is the source of this 2326-nucleotide messenger RNA. It is a transcript of the gene ces3, whose product is annotated as carboxylesterase 3. Lineage: Eukaryota; Metazoa; Chordata; Actinopteri; Gymnotiformes; Gymnotidae. The record is from RefSeq and is a predicted model, not a curated record.
AGCAUUGCUGACGUUCCCUGUCUUUCUCUGAAGAGCUGCAGUGAUGAGAGGAGCAUUACUCGUCCUGUGUUUCGCCACUGUCUCUGUUUGGACAGCAACCAUACAGACAGAAGAUCCUAAGACAAAGUGUGAACAGGAGAGGUUAAAUGUUAUGCUCAGGCCCCUGAUAGGAGCCUUCAGCCCUCAGUGCGAUGAGGAGGGUCACUACAGGCCUAAACAGUGCCACGGCUCCACAGGACACUGCUGGUGUGUGGACAGUAGGGGGCAGGAGAGAGCAGGCACCCGCACCCCACCUGGUACCCCAGCUAAAAACUGUGAAGCUCCAGAAGAUCCUAAGACAAAGUGUGAACAGGAGAGGUUAAAUGUUAUGCUCAGGCCCCUGAUAGGAGCCUUCAGCCCUCAGUGCGAUGAGGAGGGUCACUACAGGCCUAAACAGUGCCACGGCUCCACAGGACACUGCUGGUGUGUGGACAGUAGGGGGCAGGAGAGAGCAGGCACCCGCACCCCACCUGGUACCCCAGCUAAAAACUGUGAAGCUCCAGAAGAUCCUAAGACAAAGUGUGAACAGGAGAGGUUAAAUGUUAUGCUCAGGCCCCUGAUAGGAGCCUUCAGCCCUCAGUGCGAUGAGGAGGGUCACUACAGGCCUAAACAGUGCCACGGCUCCACAGGACACUGCUGGUGUGUGGACAGUAGGGGGCAGGAGAGAGCAGGCACCCGCACCCCACCUGGUACCCCAGCUAAAAACUGUGAAGCUCCAGGCUCUGGACCUAUGGUCGCCCUGAAGGAAGGCACUGUCCGUGGUCAGUACAUGAGAGUGCUGGGCUCAGAGAAGGUUGUGGAGCAGUACCUGGGCAUUCCGUUCGCGCAGCCUCCCGUGGGGCCUCUCCGCCUGGCUGCUCCCCUGCCGGCCAAGCCGUGGGAGGGGGUGAAAAACACCACAGAGCAUCCUCGCAUGUGUCUUCAAAACACAGAUGCCAUGGAGUCUUUGUCAGAAAUCAUGUCCAUGAAUGUGACUCUCCCUGCUAUCUCAGAAGACUGCCUGUACCUGAAUGUGUACACACCCUCUCAACCCACAGGCUCCGAGAAAUUACCUGUGAUGCUCUGGGUCCAUGGAGGGGGCUUGUUUAUGGGUGGAGCUGCUCAGUAUGAUGGAUCGGUAUUGGCAGCCUAUGAGAACAUCGUUGUCGUUGUCAUUCAGUACAGGCUGGGCAUAUUAGGCUUCUUCAGCACGGGAGACAAGCAAGCUCAAGGAAACUGGGGUUUUCUGGACCAGAUCGCAGCACUCAAGUGGGUUCAGCAGAACAUCGGGAACUUUGGAGGAGAUGCCAAGUCUGUCACGAUCGCUGGGGAAUCGGCGGGAGGAAUCAGCACGUCCAUGUUGACCUUGUCUCCGUUAGCCAAAGGCUUGUUUCAGCGAACCAUCUUCCAGAGCGGGGCUGCAACCCUGGGAACGUACUCAACAAAACACCCCAUGGUCUUCGCCAAGGCAGUGGCAAACGCCACAGACUGUGACUCCAGCUCCACAGAGCUGCUUGUCGAAUGUUUGAAGCAAAAAACAGAAGAGGACAUCAUAAAAGCUACUGAAAAACACAAGAUCUUGCUGGGAGCCACCGUAGAUGGAGAAUUCCUCACAGACGUGGCUGAGGAGCUGCUGAAGAAGAAAGAGUUCCUGAAAGUUCCUGUGCUUUUAGGCGUAACAAACCACGAAUUUGGUUGGAUUCUUCCUCUGAACUUUGCUCCUAAAGGAUGGGACAAGGGAAUGGAGAGACAGGCAGUAAAAACAGUGAUGGACCAGUUUUUCCCAAAAGGGAUGUUGGCGGAUAAUGACCUCAUAAUAGACGAAUACCUGAAAAACGCCAAAACUCCGGAGGACAUAAGAGAUGGGUUCACUGAAAUGUUGGGGGAUUUUUUCAUGGUUCUCCCAGUCAUAAAAGUGGCUGGUUAUCACAGAGACGGCGACGCACAUGUUUACAUGUACGAGUUCCAGCACCGGCCGAGCAUUGUCAAAGACAUCCGACCCAGUUUCGUGAAGGCCGACCAUGGUGAUGAAGUUGGGUUCAUGUUUGGGUACUGCUUCUGGAAUGGACACAUCAAAGUGCUCGGACAAUUCAGUGAGGAGGAAAAUGAAUUAUGUAAAACCAUGAUGCGAUAUUGGGGUAACUUCAUUCGCACAGGCUCACCAAAUGGACCCGGUUUGGUAAACUGGCCCCCUUAUGACCAGUCCAAUAAGUAUAUGAACCUAGGAUUACAGCAAACAGAGGAGCAAGGCCUCAAACAAGACAGAAUAGACUUCCUCCAAACUGGGCUAAGAAGCUGAGUGCACCGG